This is a messenger RNA of Effrenium voratum, 1209 nucleotides long. Lineage: Eukaryota; Dinophyceae; Suessiales; Symbiodiniaceae. The record is from the annotation of a GenBank genome assembly.
AUGGAUGACUCGAGAGACCAGAAGCUUCAGCGUCUCCUCCAUGCCAUUGGUGCUGGGGCUGAUACCGACUUCGCCAUUCAGGUCUUGCAAGCCAAUAACUGGGACCUGCAGCUUGCCUUGAAUGUGAUCCUGGGAGAUGCGGCGCCAGAGGCGCCCGUGGCGCCCAUUGCGCCCAGCGCGCCCUCCGCGCCCUCUGCUGCGCCCUUUGAUCCCGGGUCCCCGGUGGCGCCCCCGGGGCUUCCAUACGAAGGUGGCUUCCGCACGCCAGUAGGCUUUGGGCCACUCGUGAACGACGAUGUCCGCGCGCCCAUGCGCACUGGCUUCCACGAGACGUUGCUGACAGACAAUGCCGCGGAGCAGGCACGCCAAGAUGCAGCCCGCGAGAAGUGGAGGCAGCAGGAAGAGGCGCGGAGGAUCGCCGCAGAGGAGAGGGCGAGACAGGCGGCGGAAGAGCUCCACAAGAAGAACAUGGCGCGGCAAGCCGAAGAGCAGCGCCUGGCGCUGGAGAAGGAGGCGCUGGAGCGGAAGAAGCAGAAGCUGCAGCAGGAGGACAAGACUGCAAAGGCAUCAAGGGAUGAUGACAGCGACGAGGACUGGGACGACAUUCCGAUUGGACAAUCCAUGCUGUUGUCGGACCUCUCCGCCCAGCUCGCUGGCAAAGACCCAGCGCCGCCACCACCCGCACCUCCGAGGGACGAGGAGGAAGAGGAGUUCGAUGUUCCUCCAGCUCCUGCCGUGCCGCUGGGCGACUUAGCUAGCGAAGCCCCGCCGGUGCCACCAGUGCCUGCACCGCCACCAGAGGUGGAACCAGCGCCAGAGGUGCCGGAAGCCCCGGCAGUGCAGUCGGAGCCGGAGCCGGCCAAGAAGGUGGAAGAUCCUGUGAUCCUGUCGCUGCGGGAGCUCAGGAAGAAGUACCGCGAGGCGCAGCCUGCCGAGCUGGCAGCCUGCCUCAGGACACUGAGCCAAUGCGUUGGCAGAGUGCUCAGCGACCCGCAGGAGCCGAAGUACCAGCGCAUCAAUCAUGAGAAGUUCAGGACCCGCGUUGGCCUAGAAGGCGCCGUCGCCGUGCUUGAGGCGAUCGGCUUCCUCCAGGAAGGCGAGUUCCUCGUGAUGGAGGCGGACUAUGCCAGGACGCAGGGCCUUCGCUUGCGCGAUGCGAAGGCUAAGAUGGAAGUCUUGCUCAGUGACUUGGAGAGAGCUGGCUUUUGA